Molecule: messenger RNA, 1161 nt
Organism: Aspergillus japonicus CBS 114.51
Lineage: Eukaryota; Fungi; Ascomycota; Eurotiomycetes; Eurotiales; Aspergillaceae
Product: glycoside hydrolase family 76 protein
Exons: 3
Coding region: 1-1161 (386 amino acids)
Biological process (GO): fungal-type cell wall biogenesis; carbohydrate catabolic process
Molecular function (GO): mannan endo-1,6-alpha-mannosidase activity
Source: RefSeq, a predicted model, not a curated record
AUGCAGCACUACAACGGUAACAAGACCGGGGAAAUUCCGGGCGUCAUCACCAGCCUCUGGGCCGAGGGCGGCGUUCUCUUCAACCUCAUGAUCCAGUACUGGUACUUCACCCGUGACGCCUCCAACAACGCCGCCGUCAGCCAGGGCAUGUACUGGCAGAUUGGCGACAACGACUACAUGCCGUCGAACUGGAGCUCGCAGAUAAGCAAUGACGACCAGAUGGCCUGGGGUCUUGCCGCGAUGACCGCCGCAGAGCUGGACUACCGCCAGGACGUCAAUCAGACGUCGUGGUUGACUCUUGCUGAAGGGGUGUUCAACACCCAGGUCGCGCGAUGGGACACCGGCAACUGCGGAGGCGGACUACGCUGGCAGAUCUGGCCCUUUAAGUCCGGAUACACCCAGAAGAAUGCCAUCAGCAACGGUGGUCCCUUCCAGCUCUCUGCGCGGCUGGCCCGGUACACCCAUAACCAGACUAUCGCAGACAGCACCGACGUGGACAAUGGCUGUACCACACAGGGAAACAACCAGUGGACGGCCAAUUACGGGCCGUACAUCAGCGGUGCAGCCUACAUGUACAACUUCACCAACGGUCAAACCAGCGAAUGGAAGUCCGGUCUCGACGGCCUGCUCAACGUCUCGCUGGAGACAUUCUUCCCUGAGAAGUAUGGCGGCCUGAUUCUGUCGGAAAUCCUUCGUGAGCCCACAGAGAAUUGCAACUCGCUCGAAGACACGUACAAGGGAACCUUCGUGUCGGAUUUGACGCUCGCAAGCCUCGUGGCUCCGUACAUCUCGUCAAAGGUGUCUUCGCGUCUGCAGGCGUCGGCUGUCGGAGCGGCGAAGCAAUGCACGGGUGGGAACAACCAGACGCUCUACGGUCGUCGCUGGUACUCGGGCGAAUGGGAUGGGACGGGUGGGAGAGAGGAGCAGCUCAGUGCGACCAGCAUCUUUUUCUCGAAUCUGGCCGGCUUCACUGAGAAAAGCGUGGCUACUGCUGCCGCGGCUGCCAAUCAGACUACUGGGUCUAAUGGCACGAAUGGGACCUCCGCAAACGGCACUAGUGUCCCUGUUGCCUUGAACGGUGCUGGAAAUUUGUCCCAAGGACAAGUCGGUGUUGUUACUGCUGGCGUUCUGGGAGGCUUGGUAUCUACUUUCGUACUUUGA